Sordaria macrospora k-hell is the source of this 954-nucleotide messenger RNA. RefSeq lists its product as uncharacterized. The record is from RefSeq and is a predicted model, not a curated record. Lineage: Eukaryota; Fungi; Ascomycota; Sordariomycetes; Sordariales; Sordariaceae.
AUGAGGGCUAGCAACACCUUGAGCGCGGGAAACCUGAAAAUGCAUACCAGCCAGACGAGUGAGACCUUGGCUGGUGAGAAAGGAGGAGGAGAAGGAGGAGGAGGAGGAGGAGGAGGAGGAGGAGGAGGAGGAGGAGGAGGAGUCAAACUCGACAGCAGCGAACGUAUAAGAGAAAAGGGAAAAGGAAGAGAAGAAGAAUCAAAGUCUUCGCUUCCUCAGAGCCCAAGCGACUCCUCCUCAUCUACCUCUCCCACAUUCAAGAAGCUCGUCUGCCAUAUCUUAAUUUUUGUCGGCCUUCUUCUCGCCUUUUUCGCUUAUUUACGCUUUCUAUCAUCAUCUCCCAUGCCAACAGCCACCCACACCCGCUUAUCAACGUCCACGCCCGUAAACGAGAGUGCUCCCUCAUCGCCUCAUGGGGCACAAAAUUCGAACCCCAAGCCGUCACCUCCCUCACGCUACACCCGCUACGCAACCCCACUUCCCGACCAAACCUUUAUCCUCCUCGAAUCCUCCACCGGUCGAGCUUUGACUUUAACCGACGGGAAGCUGGGUCUGGCUCACGUACCGGAUUCGGAUCUUAUCAGCAUCAGCGACAAACCCGACCGAGCCGUAGUAGCUGUGCCUCCAUGUGUAACCAAAGGCCAAUGUGCCUGGUACUGGCACUGCAUCGAGACCUCUGGGUGGCUCGGCUUCCGCAACAAAGCCUCGGGAACCUUUUUGGAGCAUGAUAUCGGGGGCAGGAAAAUCUUUGCGACGGCGUACAAGCAUAACGAGUGGGAGUGGAUGGCUGUAAGGCCGGCGCCGGGCGAGAAAGAAGGGUGGUAUCUGAUGAUGCAGCAUUGGUGGAAGUUACACAAGAUUCAGUUCUUGAAGGAUCGGAGGGAGUUCGCAAUGAGAGAGACGAGAGGUUUGCAGGAGGUGGAGGGGACAGUUUGGGAGUUUAUUAGGGCUUGA